AUGACCGAUCAGUCUUCAUCCGAACCAACUGCCGAAGGAACCGCCAAACGGGAAACGACGCUAGACGCCAGGGUGAUCGAUGUUGCCAUUCGUCUCGGUGUAUUGGGAUUGUUUGCCUAUUUCUCACUGCAACUGAUCGCGCCGUUUUUUCUGUUCCUGCUCUGGGCCGUCGUGCUUACGGUCGCGCUCUAUCCGGCCUAUGGCUGGCUUGCGGCCAGGCUUGGCGGCCGAAAGGUACUGUCCGCAAUCCUGAUCACGCUGGUGUGCCUGGCCAUUGUGAUCGGCCCCGUUGCGGUACUGGUGGUAAGCCUCGUUGAGACGCUGCAGUUCUGGUUACACGGGAUAACAGGCGACGGCCUGAAACUGCCACCAUUACCCCAAAAGCUGGCAGAGCUUCCGAUAGUCGGCGACCGGGUGUCCGAAUUGUGGGGCCUUGCCAGUCGAAGUCUUGAACUGUUCUUCGAGAAGAUCGGUCCGAUGGUCGUGCCGGCAGGUGGUCGUAUCCUGUCCAUGCUCGCCUCGCUGAGCGGCAGUGUCCUGUUCUUCAUCGUUUCGAUCAUCCUUGCAGGCUGCCUGUUUGUUCCCGGACCCGGUCUCGCGCAAGGAGCCAAACGCUUUGCCGAUCGUAUCAUCGCUCCGCGCGGUGCUGAGUUUGUUGAUCUUGCAGGCGCCACGAUCCGCAACGUUUCGCGGGGAGUGAUCGGCGUUGCGGUCAUUCAGGGACUUCUGACGGGUGUCUUGCUGAUCGUGUUCAGCGUUCCUCUUGCCGGCGUUCUGACAUUCGCCGCACUGAUCCUGUGCAUCAUUCAGAUUGGGCCGGCACUGGUGAUCAUUCCGACCAUAAUCUGGGCCUGGAGUUCCUGGGACCUGGUCCCCGCGCUCGCCUUCACGGUCCUCAUGGUACCCGUCAUGCUCGUGGACAACGUGUUGCGGCCGAUCCUGAUGUCGCGUGGCCUGGAUGUUCCCAUGCUGAUCAUUCUGAUCGGUGUGCUCGGCGGCACCAUCGCUCACGGUCUUCUCGGUCUUUUCCUGGGUCCGGUUGUCCUCGCGGUGUUUUAUGAGCUGGUCAUCGCCUGGGUGAAAGCUGGAGAGGACGGCUGA
Messenger RNA from Effrenium voratum, 1101 nucleotides. The record is from the annotation of a GenBank genome assembly. NCBI's taxonomy places the organism in Eukaryota, Dinophyceae, Suessiales, Symbiodiniaceae.